Molecule: messenger RNA, 1480 nt
Organism: Physella acuta
Lineage: Eukaryota; Metazoa; Mollusca; Gastropoda; Physidae
Product: arrestin domain-containing protein 3-like
Biological process (GO): protein transport
Cellular component (GO): cytoplasm
Source: RefSeq, a predicted model, not a curated record
UUUCCCAACGGCUUGACAUAUUUUGUAGAAGUGCACACGGCUCGUACUUCAGUUUAGCUUCAUAACUGCGACUAGGUUGGUGUGAGGUCCAUUGGAAGUUAUCAUGGGAAAGAUAAAAGUGUUUGAACUUAAUUUUGACAACCCUGAAGGUGUCUACACCACUGGGUGUGUAAUACGGGGCAAUGUUGUGUUGGAGUUGAAUGAACCUAUGACAUGUAGAGGAAUCACGCUACGUUUUAAAGGAAAAUGUAAAGUCAGAUGGAGUGAAGAUAAAAGAUAUUACGUAGGCACGGAGCGGUAUAUUGACGAUACAAUUAUUCUGGCUGGAAUAUUACCCUCACAAGGCUUUUCUGAACUAGAAAUACCAACAGGCAUCAACACGUUUCCAUUUGAGUACCAGCUCUAUCCCGGAGUUCCUGCCUCGUUUCUAGGAUGCGCUGGCUUCGUCAAGUACUGGGCAAAGUGCUCAAUCGAUUUUCCUAUUCGAGUGAACAAAACUGUCAAAAAACCAUUUCAAGUCAUUGGUUAUCUAGACUUAAACAGGAUACCUUCAGUUCGGGUUCAAGACACAAAAGAGAAACACCUGUGUUGCUGUUGCUGUGCAACUGGCCCCAUCAAGGCCACUUUUAACAUCGAGAAGAACACCUUCGUCCCUGGUGAGGCCAUCAAACUCUUUGCUGAAAUCCACAACGGCUCCUGGAGACGAAUCAGCAAAUCAUACGUCUCAAUAAAAAUGCUCUACACGUAUAACGUGAAAGGAAACAUCCGAGAAUUUUGUAAAGAGAUCGCCAAGGUAACACGACCUGGGAUAGCCCCACACGGUAGCGAUGUCUGGUCAGGUGAGGAACUUGUGGUCCCACCUACUCCACCUUCCUUUCUACCUGGCUGCAGCAUCAUCGACGUCAAAUACACAGUACAGCUAAGUGUAGAUCCUUCAGGACCAAGCCUCGAUUUGAAUAUCCCACUGGACAUUAUCAUUGGGACCAUCCCAAAGGCCACAACUCUGCAACCAGUUGGGCUCGCUAGUUUGCUGUUUGGUGAUUCGGCUUUCAUAACACCACAGCAGGCUUUAGAUCUAGUAAUCCUAUCAGCACUACUAAAGAGUGGAGAUACAGGGACAAGUAACUUCGUUGCAGACAGCAGUACAUCCUAAUAUGUGUUCAUUUCAAAGUUUUACUUUCUUUUUUCAAUAAAAAGACGCCUAUUUAUUUUUAAUGUCAGAUUAAUGUAAUAUAUUGUGUUAAAAACAUUCAAGAAAUCUUUUCUAUCCAUAAAAUGAUUUUUUGGGAUAGUUGUCUAAAUUUGUUUUUAUUGUUUAACAGUACUUAUUUUGAUAUUGUCAUUUUUGUUACUAUAUUUUAUUAAAAAAUAAUAUUUAUUGACAUUUUUUUUAUAUAAUUGUAUUUUCAUUUUAUUUAUCCUUUCAAUAUAUUUUGACCUAUGUUUUAAUAAAAUUCAAGAUUGAUUGAAAUCUUUGGUU